Messenger RNA from Polistes dominula (European paper wasp), 1889 nucleotides. It is a transcript of the gene Karl, whose product is annotated as lipocalin/cytosolic fatty acid-binding protein Karl. Gene Ontology annotation, biological process: lipid metabolic process; response to reactive oxygen species. Gene Ontology annotation, cellular component: cytoplasm. NCBI's taxonomy places the organism in Eukaryota, Metazoa, Arthropoda, Insecta, Hymenoptera, Vespidae. The record is from RefSeq and is a predicted model, not a curated record.
AAAUGAGACAUCGUAGUAAAAUAUUUGUUUCGAUAUUCGUGAUCCUUCUCUAUUAUAGAAUCUGUACGAUAUGAACUAAAGUCGGUCAUAAACUCCAGAUUAUUAUGUUUCGUAGUUCACCAUGAUUAUUCCAAAACUGUUAUUGAAUUGCAAUAGGUUGGUAAUGUCUCGUGAAUAGUAAUAGUUCGUCAGAAUCAACGUUACGCAUCAAAAUAGUAUCGUGAAUCGUUUCGAAGGUGAGACAUUACUAUUUGUCUUGAAGAGCUCUAACUUCUUGCCAACUUCGAGGAGUAAAGAACGUUUAAGCGAUUAGAGACUUGGUGAAAGAUGAGUAAAUGUACGGAGACGAGAGAAGAACGAAAAUGUCUUGGAGGAAGAGAGAAGAGACUCACAAAGGAAAGAAGAUGUAAAUCCGAGUUAAAGAUAAAGUAAAACGGACUAUAUUGGAGCAACCACAAGCAAAAAAAUCUACAAUGAUGGCAACUUCGAUUAAAGGAUAUAUUAUGCCUAUGGAAAAUCCUACUACAAGUUGGCGCCGGUUAUGAGAAUCUUAUGCACUAUGUGGAGAACAAGUUGCCGAUUGAAAACGAAAGAGAAGGAAGAAUGCAAAGGGAGGAACGUGAUAGUGACCUAUCCCUCCUGUCCCCCUCAUCCUCCUCCCUCUUUUAUUUUUUCUCUCUCUCUCUCUCUCUUUCUCUCUAUUUCUCUUUCUCUUUCUCUCUGUGGCGCCUCACAGAGAUAGUAGGUAUAUAGUAGUCAUGAGCUCGUUCGUUCUUCACGCUCGCUUCGUGGCCUUUUAGUCGAGUACUUGUCGGCGAGUUUCGUUCCACGAAGACACGAAUAUACUGACAAACCAAACGACAGUUUCUAUUCCUCGUGUGCGUGUCUUUUUCUUUUUCUUUUUUUCUUUUCUUUCUCUCUUAUCGUGACUCUCAUCGUGACUCUCUCGUGGCACGAACUCGAACGCGUGAGUCCACGAGAGUAGUAGAAUGCAUCGCGUUGGAAUAAAACGUUUCAAGUUCCUCGAUUAUUCUUUGAUCGUUCUCUCAUUGUUAUUGUUCGUUUCUUUGAUCGGUGAUAGCACUGGGAUCGGCUGGAAAAGACGAGAGGACAAAACGAAAUGUCCAAGAGUCAAGGGAAUAAGAAACUUUGACAUAUCAGAGUUUCUUGGAUCAUGGUACAUAGUACAAUAUUAUGCUAGUUCCGAGGAAGCACUAAUUUAUAGAUGCAUGAGAGCCGAAUUAUCCGUGUCAUCGGAAAGUGCAGAGGUUACUAUGAAUUUCACGUACAGUUUUACUGAUGAUCCGAUCAAUGAACAACUCGUUGGUAAUAUCACAUGGAAAAUUCCUUCACCGGAGUUUCCAGCACAUUGGGUUCAUGCGGAAUUUCCCUAUGAAGAAAUAUAUAACACAUAUAUAUUGGAUUCGGAUUACAAAACGUGGGCUUUACUGAUGCACUGUGCCGAAAAAAAUAAAAGUCCACGUUAUUUGUCUAGUUUUAUUAUGAGUAGACAACCUAGUUUAGGAGUUAAUGUUGUUUCUUAUCUACGUGAAAAAUUACCAAAAUACGAUAUAGAUUUGGAGUAUAUGUUUCCUAUGGAACAAAAACAAUGCAAUCAAACGGAUGUACCACCAUACAGUAUAUCUUUCGUUCCAAUAACGACGGACAAGAAAAUUAAUUCUAACAGAAGACAUUUAUUCAAACGAAAACACAAACGAUUUUAAAAUACGAUUAAAUAAUUCAUUAUGUUCAUACGUACGUAUGUAUGUAUGUAGGUAUAUCUCGUAAUAUUUCAAUUACAACGAUGUCGAUACUUAAACUUAAUAUUAUUAAAUCAAUUCUUAUGUUCGCGAAUAAUGCUCAUUAAUUCUUUUUUCUAUUUAUAAUAA